Messenger RNA from Cladophialophora immunda, 1246 nucleotides. RefSeq lists its product as uncharacterized. The transcript is spliced from 3 exons. The record is from RefSeq and is a predicted model, not a curated record. Bases 115 to 339 code for a protein of 74 amino acids. Lineage: Eukaryota; Fungi; Ascomycota; Eurotiomycetes; Chaetothyriales; Herpotrichiellaceae.
GGCGAAGCUGCGGAACAUCUCCGAUUGGAUCCGAUCUCGCGAGACUUCUACAAACUAGCUGUAUCCUUUGCUCAAAGGCAAUAUCCGGCAAAGGGUCCGUGACGUGGACAGAAAAUGAGUUAUCGAAUGGCUGGUUGGGCACUGGCCAUCGGAUUUGGUGUACUGAAUGGGUACAUGACAUUCAGGCCUGCCUUUGAAGCCCGAGCAUUGGAGAAGCUGAAGGAAGAGGAGCGGGCUGCUUCGGAACUUGGGCCGAACAUGAUUGAAAUCCCCACGCAAGCAAGCGACAACCCGAUCUCGUCAGGCCGAAACACGUUGGACGCAAGACCAAAUGAGUGAUAAUUCCACGGACAGGCCAUAAACUGCUCAUUACCGGCUUUCAACCAGAUACAUGUUCAAGAGCUGUGGGAUAUGGUGUAAAGGGACAGUGAAUAUCACGAUGGCUACCUCGGAGCCUGCGGUAGGGAAGCCGCUCCUCUGCGAUCAUCCGCCCUCGGACAAGGGAGGAUUACAGAAAGAGAAGAGAUUAUCUGUAUCUCCCACUGCGGCAGCCCCCACAGUAUCCAAUCCCCGAGUUACACGACCUUGAGAAGGUUUAUCACGGUUAUAUUUGAAACCUACUGGGCAUCGAACCACGUUCUCAGGUCUCAAGAUGAAACAGAUCUGGAAGUCUUCAGAGAUCCCACUCGCCUGGGCAAGAAGUAACCGGUUCCUAUUUACUGCCAUACUCAAUAAAUGCUGAGGCAUAGAGAAAAGAGAUGAAGUCUUGGGGGCAGAGUUGAAGAGAAGUGAGGGUUGCCCGUCCUAUGGACUUGAAGGUUCAAGGGCUGCAAAAGGGACGAAAGUCCCUGAUCUAGAGGAACAGAGUCUUGCAAACAUCGUUGUGAUGAUUGCAAUAAGUACGAUCGAGACAUUGCUGAAGGGGAGUGAGGAACAGCUGAUGCCUUCAUGUGUAAUUAGAUUGCUGUUGAUUUGAGAAUUCUAUGCUAGAAGCUACUGUAAUCUGGUGGAAAGAUACUCGGGAACGUCCUGGUUCUCCGGGAUCUCCAGAUGGAUCGGACCAUCAUAAGGUAUGUUUCCACUUCUGAGACAGAAUUCCUUCCGGACCUUCACAUAUCGACAAGUCGGAGCCGAGCACGAGAUGAAUGUGAUGCUAGGGUGGGAUCAUUCAACCUCUUGAAUAAGAAUAUUGCUGCUGGGUGAGAGCGGCGGACCAAAAUAGCGGCCGACUUUCUUCCCCAACCAC